Molecule: messenger RNA, 1717 nt
Organism: Betta splendens (Siamese fighting fish)
Lineage: Eukaryota; Metazoa; Chordata; Actinopteri; Anabantiformes; Osphronemidae
Gene: tube1
Product: tubulin, epsilon 1
Exons: 12
Coding region: 161-1585 (474 amino acids)
Biological process (GO): mitotic cell cycle; microtubule cytoskeleton organization
Cellular component (GO): cytoplasm; microtubule
Molecular function (GO): GTP binding; structural constituent of cytoskeleton
Source: RefSeq, a predicted model, not a curated record
UUCCAUGGUAAAACGUCAUCAGCGCUCGACAAAACAAAAAUAGAGGCGCGAAAGAAGACGCUUUCGGAUAUGUACCUUUACAGCCUUUCUCCAAGUGCUUGCGUAUAAAUGUUAUGUUUGGUUUCAGUCGGCGCAACGACGUCUGUGUGUUAUCUUCGCUAUGACCCAGUCAGUUGUGGUCCAGGUUGGCCAAUGUGGAAAUCAGGUUGGCUGCAGGUUCUGGGAUCUUGCUCUACGAGAACACGCACAUGUGAAUAAGAAAGGAAUCUAUGAUGAGGCUCUCAGCAGCUUUUUUCGAAAUGUGGACUCAAGGAAAAGUAGUGGGAGAGCCUGUGAUGUUGGUGGAAGAAUUCAGCAUCUGAAGGCCAGAGCAGUGCUGGUGGACAUGGAGGAAGGUGUGGUCAAUGAGAUCCUACAGGGCCCAUUGAGAGAAGUAUUUGACAGCACCCAGCUCCUGACAGACGUAUCAGGUUCAGGAAACAACUGGGCAGUUGGACACAUGACGUAUGGAUCAGCCUACAGGGACCAGAUAGUUGAUAAGCUGCGCAAGACAGCAGAACAGUGUGACUGUCUGCAGUGCUUCUUCCUUAUUCACUCUAUGGGAGGAGGUACUGGCUCUGGCUUGGGCACCAGGGUGCUGAGCCUGCUGGAGGAAGAGUUCCCAGAGGUAUGUCGCAUUGUCACGUCUGUCUACCCAUCUGUGGAGGAUGAUGUGGUCACCUCUCCCUACAACAGCGUCCUGGCCAUGAGAGAGCUCACAGAGCACGCUGACUGUGUCCUGCCCGUGGAAAACCAGUCACUCGUCGAUAUUAUGAAUAAAAUCAGACAUAUGUCACACUGUGGUAAAGCGGGGUCCAUGAUCAACAGAGACAGUGCCAUCAUCUCUGGACAAGGGGGCCUCAACAGGGCAGAAAAACCGUUUGAUGCCAUGAAUAACAUUGUUGCUAACCUACUGCUCAACAUUACCAGCUCAGCCCGCUUCGAGGGUUCUCUCAACAUGGACCUAAACGAGAUUGCCAUGAACCUGGUGCCCUUCCCUCGUUUACACUACCUGGUGCCAAGCCUCACCCCUCUCUACACUCUGUCAGAUUUCAGCAUCCCCACCAGAAGACUGGAUCAGAUGUUCAGUGAUGCCUUCAGUAAAGACCACCAGCUGAUUCAAGCAGACCCCAAGCACAGCCUGUACUUGGCCUGCGCCCUCAUGGUCAGGGGUCAUGUCCAGGUGUCCGACCUCCGCAGGAACAUUGAGAGGCUGAAGCCGUCCCUGCCCUUUGUCUCUUGGAACCAGGAAGGCUGGAAGACAGGCCUAUGUUCAGUGCCUCCUGUGGGUCACUCCCACUCUCUGCUAGCUUUGGCCAACAACACCUGUGUGAAGCCCACCUUCAUGGAGUUGAAGAAGCGUUUUACUAGGCUUUACAGGAAGAAGGCCCACCUACACCACUAUCUGCAUGUAGAUGGGAUGGAGAAAAGCUGCUUUACAGAGGCCCUUGCCUCUUUAACCUCACUUAUUGAGGAAUACCAUGAUCUGGAUUGCACCAAGGGAAAACUCUCCCCUGAUGUGCCCAGACUCACCAUUACUAGGUGAAGGUCUGCUCUGCAGCGACAAAAAGACUCAAUACAACCGGUUUUGUUGUAAAUGUUUUUAUAAGUUAUAAAUCAAAAUGUAUAGCCUGGUUGUCUAAACAUGCAACAUGCAUAAAGAGAUUUGUGACUUCUA